CUUCCUGGUGACACAUUACAAGCCACCUCAGCCGGAGGAGUCGGCGGCUGGCUGUAGUCGUGGCCGGGUUCUUCCCCUCGUUUCCCUCCCUCUUUUUCGCCGGCGUAUGUUUUGCCGUUCUCUCUUUGGGGCAACUGCCGGUCGCGUAACUGCUUCGCUUCUUCGCUUCCACGCUUUUGCCGCUCCUGCCUCCCUUUCGCCUCGCUUGCUGCUCCUCAUGAAGCCGGUAGUCGUCUUCGUUCUCGGCGGGCCUGGAGCCGGAAAGGGAACCCAGUGUGCCCGCAUUGUGGAGAAAUAUGGUUAUACUCAUCUUUCUGCGGGUGACCUCCUUCGAGAUGAGAGAAAAAGACCAGGCUCUCAGUAUGGAGAACUUAUUGAAAAUUAUAUUAAGGAUGGGAAGAUUGUACCUGUACAAAUAACAAUCAGCUUGUUAAAGAGGGCUAUGGAUGAAACUAUGGCAGCUAACUCUCAGAGGAAUAAAUUCCUAAUUGAUGGAUUUCCCAGAAAUGAAGAUAAUCUUCAGGGCUGGAACAAAACAAUGGAUGAAAAAGCGGAUGUAUCUUUUGUUCUCUUUUUUGACUGUGAUAAUGAGAUAUGUAUUAAUCGUUGUCUUGAAAGAGGAAAGAGCAGCGGCAGAAGUGAUGACAAUAGGGAAAGUUUGGAGAAAAGACUUCAUACAUAUCUAGAGUCUACUAAGCCCAUAAUAGACCUCUAUGAGACAAAGGGCAAAGUUAGGAAAGUGGAUGCCUCCAAAUCUGUUGAUGAAGUUUUUGGAAAAGUGGUGAACAUCUUUGAAAAGGAAGGUUAGCUUUUUCCUUGAACACCCUUCCAAAAUGCUUGAAUCUUGCUUUAAGAGCUGCUACUACUGUCCAUUUUAUAAUAGUAAUGAAAUACGCCUCUUAAAAUAUGUGUGUUUAAAAUAAUUUUUAAAAUUAUUAUUUCAAACAGCAUAUAAAAUAUGAUGGAAGUGGCUCAUUAAAAUAUCGACAUUGAAACUGACUUGAAGUUAGGAAAAUAUCUUAAUUUUAGGAAAAAACUAAUAAUCAAAUAGCAAACACAUUAUUUCUGGAAAGCAUGCUUUUUCCUUGUUGCCAAAAACCAUGUUUUUUAAGAGUCCCACAAACUGAAAUUGUAAAUAUGAAUGAGAGGGCCCAUUUAGUUUCUUGAUAGUUUUGUACCAAAUAUAGGAACUUGUAUGAGGAAGUUUUAUUUUGUACUGCUUAAAAAUAAAUACACAUUUGCUGUUUUCAAGAAGGAAGGUUCAGUUUAAAUAUAGCAUACUUUCUGAUUUCACACUUUUUGCUUAAAGGAUUGUUAGGAAAUGAAAAAGAA
Messenger RNA from Protobothrops mucrosquamatus (brown spotted pit viper), 1332 nucleotides. It is a transcript of the gene CMPK1, whose product is annotated as cytidine/uridine monophosphate kinase 1. The record is from RefSeq and is a predicted model, not a curated record. Gene Ontology annotation, biological process: UDP biosynthetic process; 'de novo' pyrimidine nucleobase biosynthetic process; CDP biosynthetic process. Gene Ontology annotation, cellular component: nucleus; cytoplasm. Gene Ontology annotation, molecular function: UMP kinase activity; ATP binding. The transcript is spliced from 6 exons. Lineage: Eukaryota; Metazoa; Chordata; Lepidosauria; Squamata; Viperidae. Bases 107 to 808 code for a protein of 233 amino acids.